This is a messenger RNA of Microplitis demolitor, 2251 nucleotides long. Its product is annotated as neurogenic locus Notch protein-like. NCBI's taxonomy places the organism in Eukaryota, Metazoa, Arthropoda, Insecta, Hymenoptera, Braconidae. Bases 34 to 2061 code for a protein of 675 amino acids. The transcript is spliced from 9 exons. The record is from RefSeq and is a predicted model, not a curated record.
UCAUGCUGUGGUGAUAAUUUAUUAUGUAAACCGAUGGUGUAUUCAAUAAAUGAUUUCGUUUGCAAAGAAAGAGGAAAUUCCUGUGCCAGUGAUGAAGAUUGCAAUUAUAUAUUGCAUGCAAAAUGUUCCAAAGAUAAACUUUGUACCUGCAUAGCAAAUAAUAUCCGUAUAAAUAAAACCUACUGUGCACCAGCAUUAGGAUCAUAUUGUUGGAACAGCGACAAAUGUGCAACUGAUCAUGCUUCUUGUAUUGAUAAUGAAUGUCAAUGCAAUGAAAAUUAUCUGCAAAACUCCAGUGAUCAGUGCUUACCGAAGCUAUUAGGUUCAUUCUGCGAAAUUGAUUUCCAUUGUGAAAAAUGGAAAUUUUCCUUCUGUUCUAUAACUAAAACUUGUACCUGCUUAAUAAAUACGUUGACGAUUAACGAAACAUCAUGUUUACCAAUUUUAAAUGUAUUCUGUCAAACAAAUGACGAUUGCAAAGUUGAAAACUCCGUAUGUAUUGAUCACACGUGCAAAUGCCAACAAAUGUUCAUAACUCAUACGAAUACCGAAUGCGUAAGACCAUACUUGGGAAUGAAAUGUAAGAGAUUUUCUGAUUGUGCUCACUUCUUAGACCAUUCAGAAUGCUCUGAAAACAAAGAAUGUACAUGUAGUAGUGGUCAUUAUGCAAUCAACAAUGAGACAUGUGCACCAGCAUUAAGCGUACAAUGCCGUAAUAAUGAAACGUGCGCACAAGAAAACUCUGUUUGUGUCCAUAAUAAAUGUCAAUGCAAACUUGAUUAUGUCAAUAGAAAAUCGGAAUGUGUUCCAUUAUUAUUAGGAAUGCAUUGUAAAACGGAAACAGAUUGUCAAGAAAUAAUAUUUUCGACGUGUUCAGAUGAUAAAAUGUGCGUUUGUAAAUCAAAUUACACUAAAGUCGGUUUUUCAACUUGCUCACCACUUAUAGGUGGUGAUUGUAAAAAAAAUAACGAUUGUGUCGCUAAAAAUUCUUAUUGUCUAUUUAACAAAUGUAGAUGUAUGGAAAACUAUUUCGCUCAUUCUAACGAUCUGUGUACACCAUUUUCACUAGAUCGACCAUGCCAAACAAGCGAAGAGUGUAAUAGUAUUUUGAACUCAUUUUGUUCAAGAGACAAAAUGUGUUUUUGUACAUCAGAUUAUAUUGCAAUAAAUGGCACGAAAUGUGUAGAACCUCUAAAUCAAUUUUGUACAAAGAAUAAACCAUGUGUGACUAAAAAUUCCAUUUGUAUUAAUAAUGAAUGUCAAUGCGGACCUCAUUUCGUUAAACAUUUAAAUGCUGAAUGUAUACCAAUGCAAUAUGAUAACUUGUGUGACGAAGAUUUCAACUGUUCGGGCAUAGGACGUAAAUGUUCUGAUAAUGGGAGAUGUAUUUGUGGAAACAAUUAUAUUGCACUAAGUAGCACAACGUGUGCAUCACUUUUGAAUGGUUAUUGUUUAAGCAAUAAAGAUUGCUAUGUCAAAUACUCAGUUUGUGUCUCAAACAAAUGUCAAUGUCCUUCUGAUUACAUGCCUCAUUCUAAUUAUGAAUGCGAACCAAUUAUGCUGGGAAAAUUUUGUUUGACUGACAAGGAUUGUCAAAAGAUUAAUAAUGCAAGAUGCUCAUUCGAAAAUGUAUGUGUUUGUUAUAUGAAUUAUUUUGCAUUUGAUAAAUUUCUUUGUGUACCGACUUUAAAUGGAUUAUGUUCAGAUGAUCAGGAUUGCUAUUUUGAUUCAUUUUACUGUUCUGAUAAUCAAUGUCAAUGUAAAACUAAUUACACAGCAGUAUCUGUUGAUCGAUGUGUUGAAACUCACUUGCUUAGUUCUUGUAUUGAUGUUUCGGAAUGCAGCGAUUCAUGGCAUUCUACUUGUUUACCAGAAGGAAAAUGUGUGUGUGCGUUGAAUAAUAUAGCACUCAGACCAUCAACAUGCCUACCAAUUUUGAACGGAUAUUGUUGGAAAGAUAAUCAAUGCAUGGCCGAGAACUCUGUUUGCAUUGAUUUCAGAUGUCAAUGUAAACCAAAUUUCAUUUCUGUCGCUAAUAAUUUAUGCAUAUCAAUUAACUGAAAUGAAAUAUGAAUGAUGAUGGACCUUAAGUACUUUUCUUUGUGAAGUAAGGGUGUUAUGAUCGCUGCAAAAUACUAUUGCCAUCAAUAAUAAUUACCAACGCGUAAUAAUAUUAAUUUUUUUCUUUAUUCUGAGCUGUAAUUUUUAGUACUGCUGAAAAUGUCAAUUAUUUCAUUAUAUUUUUUUUACU